AUGCUACGUCUAUUGAGAGCAGACAAAUUCUCUGCUCUGUGCUGUAAAGAUGGUGCAGGACUUGGUUGGGGUGUUUCUUUAACUAUUCUCUGUAAAUUUGUUUGUAAUGUAACUCGCUUUCCCUAUAAACUUUACUAUUCUUUUUCCAUUGGUUUCGUUUUUGGCUAA
Messenger RNA from Acanthoscelides obtectus, 168 nucleotides. The record is from the annotation of a GenBank genome assembly. NCBI's taxonomy places the organism in Eukaryota, Metazoa, Arthropoda, Insecta, Coleoptera, Chrysomelidae.